CUCUGAUCUGUUACGAGUCGUUUUUGACCCGAACGAAAGCUUUCUUCUUUCUUUCUUCAAUGUCGUUGAAACUAUCGAAUUGAAAUUUCACUCUCUGUUUUCCUAAUUUCACGCUUGAAAUUCAUCUCCGAAUUCACACAGAAUUUGGAUUCCACGACAAGCGAGAAAAACGAAGAGCUUUGAUUCUCUCUCUCUAUCUCUCCCUCUGCGCCUCUUUUGGUCGGCUGUGUGUCUGCCUCAUUGCGUUAGGGUUUUCGAGAAAUGAAAUCUCCGCUAGGUAAGCUUCGAGGAUUUAAGCUUCACAAGAGCGAUGCUAAGGACAAAAGAGACCUUUUACCUUCCGCUCAGUUGGAUGAGCUCGCUGAAGCAGCCCAGGACAUGCAAGACAUGAGAAAUUGCUAUGAUAGCUUACUUUCUGCAGCUGCUGCAACGGCAAAUAGUGCAUAUGAAUUCUCAGAGUCACUGCGGGAAAUGGGUUCUUGUCUGCUGGAGAAAACUGCAUUACAUGAUGAUGAAGAAAGUGGCGGAGUUUUGUUGAUGUUGGGGAAAGUGCAGUUUGAACUUCAAAAACUUGUUGAUAGUUAUCGGUCUCAUAUAUUUUUGACAAUUACAAAUCCAUCGGAGUCUCUUCUCAAUGAACUUCGGACAGUUGAGGAUAUGAAGCGACAAUGCGACGAAAAAAGAAAAGUCUAUGAAUACAUGGUGGCACAACAGAAAGAAAAAGGAAAGUCAAAGAGUGGGAAAGCUGAAAGUUUUUCUUUGCAGAAACUGCGAACAGCUCAUGAUGAAUAUGAUGAAGAGGCAACCCUGUGUGUUUUCCGGUUGAAAUCUCUGAAACAAGGACAGUCUCGAAGUCUUCUAACACAGGCAGCUCGUCAUCAUGCAGCUCAGUUGAAUUUCUUUAGGAAGGGACUUAAAUCACUUGAGGCUGUUGAUCAACAUGUAAAAUUUGUUACAGACCAACAACAUAUUGAUUAUCAAUUCUGUGGGCUUGAAGAAGAUGGUAGGGAAGAUGGUGAAGAUGAUGAGGAUGGUGAUGAUACAAAUGGAGGGAGGGAACUGAGCUUUGACUACAGAGCAAAUAAGCAGGGGCAUGAUGUUGUUUAUGCGUCUAGUAAUUCAAUGGAGGUGGAUGAUGUUGACUUGUCAUUUCCUCAAGCUUCAAUGACAGAAAGUGCAGAGUUAAAUCCAGACAAAAACCAAGGGAGUUUCCAGAUCUCAUUUAGGGAACAUCGACCAGGAAGCCAUUCUGCACCAAUAUUUCCCGAAAGAAAACCUGAUCCAGUUGAAAAAAUGAGACAAAUGCAAUCAUCUGUAAGGAAGUCCAACACAUAUGUGCUGCCCACACCUAUUGAUGCUAAGGGUGCAAUCUCGUCAAGAACAAGUGGUUCACUUAUCCAGACAAAGCCAACUGACCUCAGUGGACGCACCCAUAACUUGUGGCAUUCAUCCCCAUUGGAACAGAAGAAGCAUGAAAAAGAUCCUGUUGACAGUCAUCUGUCAGACUUCACUGUCUUAAAAGCAUUUUCAGCACACAAAAAGAGCAACAGUAACGCCUCCACCCAGUUACCCCCUCCUUUAGUGGAAGGAACUUCACUUCCACAGCUUGAUACAUAUAAUGCAUCGGAUCACAAAAAGGUUAAACGGCAGUCUUUCUCUGGUCCAAUAACUAGUAAGUCCUGGUCUAUGAAGCCUGCUUUAUCCGCCAGUGGUCCCAUUUCCUCUAACGAACUUCCCCAACAAGUUUCUGGCGUGUUUCCACGUGUAAUGAUUCCUCAGACUACAUCUCCAAAAGUAUCCCCAACUGCUUCACCUCCUCUUGCAUCUUCACCCAGAAUAAGUGAGCUUCAUGAGCUUCCUAGGCCACCGGUUAAUUUAGCCUCAAAACCAGCAAAAUCAUCUGCACUAGUUGGUCACUCUGCUCCGUUGGUGAGAAAUCCAGAGCAUUCUGGAACAAGCAAGGUUCCUUCCACAACAACAAAUUACGCAUCUCCUCUGCCAGUUCCACCUUUGGUUGUCCCUCGGAGCUUCUCGAUACCCUCCAGCAGUCAGAAAGCAGUAACAGUACAUGUUUCUAAGUCUGCCGAGUCUCUGCAUGUCCCAGAAAAGGCUGAAGAAGUUGACUCUCCUCCAUUGACACCUAUUUCCCUGGCAAACAUCAAACAAGCAUCUACCCUAUCUGAAUUGGUCCCUCAUUCUGGUCAAAUUAGAGGUGGGAGCUGAUAUCAUGCACGUUAGAUGAAUUUAUGAUUUUUUUUCAAGACUGCCUGACACAAUUCAUUUCCUUUUUCCGAUCUCGUCUUCUUCAACCUGGGUACUGUAAAUAGUAUGUUCUAUGCAUUGUUUAGUUUCUCAUCCAAAUUUUUGUUCGUGUGAUUGAUUUUGAUGAGAACUAAGCUCCACAUAAUUGUGCAUUAUUACACUGUGUAUAUCAUCGAUCAAGAAAUUUUGUUUUUGGUUCUACCUUAUUAAAAAUUUCCAACCACAAA
This is a messenger RNA of Hevea brasiliensis (rubber tree), 2489 nucleotides long. RefSeq lists its product as uncharacterized. Gene Ontology annotation, cellular component: cytoplasm. The record is from RefSeq and is a predicted model, not a curated record. NCBI's taxonomy places the organism in Eukaryota, Viridiplantae, Streptophyta, Magnoliopsida, Malpighiales, Euphorbiaceae. The transcript is spliced from 11 exons. Bases 262 to 2223 code for a protein of 653 amino acids. Gene Ontology annotation, molecular function: protein binding.